Molecule: messenger RNA, 256 nt
Organism: Eruca vesicaria subsp. sativa (arugula)
Lineage: Eukaryota; Viridiplantae; Streptophyta; Magnoliopsida; Brassicales; Brassicaceae
Source: the annotation of a GenBank genome assembly
ACAUCAUAGAAGCCGACAAGAGUUACAAGUUCAAGAAGUUGUGUCCUUCUUUUCUUCUGCCACAUGGUUGUCAUCAGGAGAACAAGAUCAGGAACAUUUCAGUAUUGAGAGAACUGGGCAUGCCUCAGAAGUUGUUGUUCUCACUGCUAACAUCCAAAGUCCUGCUUGUAUGUGGGAAAGACAAGUUUGAAGAGUCACUCAAGAAGGUCAUUGAGAUGGGAGUGAGGUGGAGGGGGAGGAGGAGGAGGAGAAGAAG